This is a messenger RNA of Bombyx mandarina (wild silkworm), 4202 nucleotides long. RefSeq lists its product as uncharacterized. The record is from RefSeq and is a predicted model, not a curated record. Gene Ontology annotation, molecular function: RNA polymerase II transcription regulatory region sequence-specific DNA binding; DNA-binding transcription factor activity, RNA polymerase II-specific. Gene Ontology annotation, biological process: regulation of transcription by RNA polymerase II. Gene Ontology annotation, cellular component: nucleus. Lineage: Eukaryota; Metazoa; Arthropoda; Insecta; Lepidoptera; Bombycidae.
UUAACCAAAAUGGCCAACUUAUUAUUUUCUUGUUUACUUUGCAGUUUUUAAGCCAACAUGUAGCCGAAAUAUGUGAUAAUUCAACGGCAAAAAGUGUUUUUCACAAUAAUGUUACACAACAAUGGGCCUUUUGGCCCGAAUGAAGCAUCAGUGAAUAUGAACACUCAAGUUAACAUGACGUUCAAUAAUAGUGUAAAUUACGUGAAUAACUUGAAUAAAAUCACCCAGGAAACCGAACAAACACCGGGUGUGGCAUACAACUUCCCCAAUUACGGUUUCGGACCUCCAGGAUUAAGCAUGAACCCACAAAUUCCACGUUAUCCAACAUAUCACCUUGAUAAUAUGCACUCCGCUUUUACGACUCACAGAUCGCAAAAGUUCGACCCAAUGCCGUGGAGCAGUAGUCUAAUGCCUACCAACUUUAAUCUACAGCACGGAGAGCCCCAGAAAAUAAUGGGUUAUCACCAAACUUACGACGCAAUCUCUCCUCACCCAUUGUCCAGUACUGAUACAUAUCACAGAAACCUACAUUAUAAUGUACCACAUCCGCAACCUUUAGACUACGCAACCUAUGGAUCGCACGACUCUAGAAUAGACCACAACUCACAAGAUAAUAUAACAGUGAAUAAAACCACUACACUAAACGAAACAAAACGUAAAAGUCUCGAAAACACCGUAAGAUUAAUAGAAAAUAUAUUAAGUAAUGCGUCUAAUAAGAAUACGGAGGAACUUGACUCGCCUCGGUCAAACAUCCAAAACGAAACUGAAGACAGUCAAACAAACCAAAAUGUGACCAGUACAACUGAAAAAACUACAGACAUAUCAAGUGACGAGAUGAAAAGCAACGAUAACCAAAUACAGAGCUCUGAAAACACACAGGAUUCCUUCAAUUUUGAUGAAAGUUCUAAAGGUGAAUCACAAAAUUCUGAUGACAAGUGCAAUAUAGACGAUGGAGACGGUGAAGAUUCGCUCAGCAACAUUGAAGUUAAAGUUGAAAUGACAUGCGGAGAGACAGAGUAUAUUAAUCCAUAUUUGAAAGACCCAAAUGGAGUUCAGAAAGAUGGUUUAAAUGGAACAUUUGUGUCAGCAGAGAAUAGCAUUCGUGAGGCUAUUGAAGCAGUAAGAGCUACUAAAUGUGUGAUCACGGGAACUGUGGUGAAUUUAAGUUAUGAAUGCCCACAUUGUAGCCUCAUGUUUUGUAAUCCGAAACGUUUCCUCAUACACACAAAGUGGCAUACCUUGGGCUUCAAUAAGAAGACGGAGAGGGCUAAGCGAAGAGAGAUUAGGCGGAACGAGAAGAGAGAGGCUAGGAUGAUGGAGAAAAUGAAUGAGGUGAAAGAGGAGCCAGUAGGAAACGGUCAGACCUUUUCUUGCAAGGACUGCGAUAGAGUAUUCAUAACGAAGAGUCGACUGCGCUACCACAGGCACACUGUUCACUCGACCCGUCGUCGCGUGAAGGUGCAGGAAGAAGGAGCGCCCUUCCAGUGCACCGACUGCCCGAAGCAGUUCAAGCACAGACAUUCCCUGGAGAAGCACAGGGCUUCGCACAUGGAGAAAAUCCACGAGUGUCCCGAUUGUCCAAAGAAGUUCGGUUCGGUGUCGCAACUGAAGAUGCACUCGAAGACUCACGAGCGGAUCACGCGGGGACACACCUUCCACUGCACCUACUGCGGGAAGGGGUUCUACGAGAGCUACAACCUACAGGUCCACGAGAGGACGCACCGCAACGAGCGUCCGUACGUGUGCGACAUCUGCACCAGCACCUUCCUCACCAACUCCAGCCUCAAGCGACACCUGCGGGUCUCGCACAGCAGCGCGAAGCCCUACGAGUGCAAGCACUGCCACAAGAGCUUCGCCAAGGAGAAGAUCCGGGACUCACACGAGGUCCGCGUGCACGGCGACCCGGAGUCCUUUCGCUUCCACUGCCCCCAGUGUCAGAACAAGUACACAACGUUCAAAGAUCUCCAGAAGCACACGUACAAAGCGCAUCCUAAAGGUAAGAGACGCAAGCGGAGACAGGAUCUCGACGACUAGUGAACGAACUCUCGUACUGGCGGCGUGGGGCGCGAUAGCCACUGGUGACGUCAUAUGUGCGUAACGUGAAAUACGAGUUCGAUGGACCAUUGGCUAGUGGGAUUGGUAAUGGUGUAAAUACAAUAGUCAGCUAGAUAAGAUAACGUCACGACAAGGUGUGUCGUGCAGCCACCGGGCAUCAGCAAGUAACAAAGGAAGUCAAUAAAGAUGGUCAUUUAAAUCACAUUAUUCAUUAAAUUAAAUUCGAGUUUCUGUUUGUAGUAUUAAAAUAGCAGCCUUUUUUUAAAUAUUAAAUGCGUAUGAUUUAUGUACGGUAUUUACAAAACAAUUUAAUAAAUAGUAAAACUUUUGUCCGUCCGUUUACUGCGGUUGAUGUCGGAAGCGGCCGAACCAAUUCUGACGGGACCUUAGUUGGCGGAUAGCUGACCUCAAUUAGCAAAGAGUAACAACAUAAACUAAUUAUGUUUUAGUAAAAUAAUUAGGGUUCCGCGUGCAAAAAAAACCCAUCAAAUUGUGAUCAAAAUGCGUUUCAGAUAAGAAGGUUGUUUAUUUCAGACGAAGUCAUAGCGGAGCGUCACCAAGACGAGCUAGUCAUUAAAGUUGUAACAUUUCGUUUCGUGGCGAGCUGAAAAACGUAAUGCGUGACGUCAUAUGCGGUAGUCUCGAAUGACGUCAUCGACGAGUUUCUUCAUGUACGCGGCGGUAGUCCAGUCAUUAUAGGAGGUUGACCUCUAAAAAUCGGCAUACCCAGUAUAUUACCAAGUAAAAACUUGUAUUUUGGCACCCUAAAACUAUUCUUAAAAUGCACAUAAUAAUAUAAUUAAUUGGAUGGUCGCAAGUUUUAAAGUCGCAGGGGUCAAAGGUCACAAACAUCGAUUUUUUUUACAUUUUUUGCAAAUAUCUCCUUUUAAUAAAAAGUUAAUAAAAAAUUAUAGUAAUUAAUAUUUAGCAAUAAAUUAUAACCUUAAUAUUACGAAUUUUUGAUCGAGACUACCAGUUGACCUCAGAUAAUUCUCUGACCGCGCGCUCUACGACCUUUAUCUCGAAAACAGUUCAAAUUAUAAAAAAAUGUUAAAUAGAAAAGUUGUAGAGAAAUCAAUUCUCUUCAAUAAUAAUAAAUAUAAAUAGCGUAAAACCCAUAGAGAAGGAGAUAUUUGCAAAAAUGUGUUUAAAAAAAACGACGUUUGUGACCUUUGACUGUGAAUUUUGAGAAUAGUUUUAAGAUACCAAAAUACAAGUUUUUGUGGUAAUAUUUUCCGAGAUAUUCACCUAAUUUGGCCUAAAAUGACUGGACUAAGUAGUUCUGUAAAUUAAAAGUGUUUGUCAGGUUUGAACAUCGUUACACCAUAUAGGGUAUGUCUUGAUGCUUUUAUUAUGAAUGAGGGAUUAUUGAUGGCCUCUACAGUUUCACCAGGACAAGUAGGCGAGCAAAGGCUCAGCCAGGAGGGGUGGGAUUUGCUAACAGCUGCCCGAGCGCCUCCGAAGGAGACCUAACAAGGGCAGCUGCUUCACGAAUGAGUCUUGAUGCUCUCCUGAUCAAGGUUCGCCGUCAGAUUUCUUAUUUUCUGUCGACAUACGAUAUGUGAUUAGAAUAUCUAUGGAAAUGGUAGUGCAAGGUAGAGGGGUAAGAGGUCGACCGAAGAAGACAUGGAUGGAGUGUGUGAAUGACGAUAUGAGAGAGAGAGGAGUGAGUAUUGAGAUGACGGCUGAUUGAAGAGAAUGGAAGAGAGAAAUUCGCUGUGCCGAUCCCACCUAGUGGGAUAAGUGGGAGACAAAGAAGCGAGGAUUAAAUACGACAAAAUUAUCUUUCAUUCCCUUUAUUAUUAUUUAUAAUACGUCAAUACUGAUAUUAAAAUGUUAAAAAACAAUAGUGUAUUAUUAAAAAAAAAAUUGUCGUUUUGUUUGUAAAUAAAAUAUUGUAAAUAAUGUAGAUUAUCAAAUGUGUAUAUAGUUAGUCCGGAAGCGCGUUGAUUAUUUUUGUUUUUGUUUUACAGAGUAAAUAAUGAAUAAUGAAUGAUGAAUGUAACCAUGCACUUUGAAUAUUAAGACGAAAAUGAUCUGAUUUAAACGAUUAAAGUGAAAAAAAAUUAACUGCUCAUUUUCUAUAAAGAUAUAUAUUUAACGAAACGUGAAAGGCUAUUUGGUUUAAGCAAAAAAGUGGCCCAAGC